Molecule: messenger RNA, 5242 nt
Organism: Puccinia graminis f. sp. tritici CRL 75-36-700-3
Lineage: Eukaryota; Fungi; Basidiomycota; Pucciniomycetes; Pucciniales; Pucciniaceae
Exons: 12
Coding region: 629-5011 (1460 amino acids)
Biological process (GO): siRNA processing
Cellular component (GO): RISC complex; cytoplasm; nucleus
Molecular function (GO): ATP binding; RNA binding; ribonuclease III activity
Source: RefSeq, a predicted model, not a curated record
GGCCUUUUAUGUAGAAAAAGGUGGUAUGCAUGUACAUAUGUCCAUAAUCAUGGCUGUCCCCAUAUGUAUGAUCUCCUUAUACAAGGUUGGGCGCAAUGCAAACUGCACUUGAAAAAAAUGGUCACUGUAUUCUUGGCCCUGCGGAAUUUCCUUACUUUACUUGUUUUGCUUGUGCAAAUUGCACGCAAUUCCUCGGUUUGAAAGUGUGAGUGAUUUCCCGAGUCGUGACGCUGACAGGCAAUCUCCGCGCCCUAGGCUAGCUAGCGUGUUUGGAGUUUGGAUUGUGGGUCAGGGGUGUCAGCAUUAAGUCGGAAUCCGACCCCGGGAGUGACGAUGGGCGGCCAGGGCAACCACUGUGGGGCGGUGGGCUCGAAGCAGAACUGUGCGCGGGCGAGUGGAAGUGGCGAACCCUAUCGAUCAUCAUCGGAGGACCACUGUCGAGGCCGGGGGAGCUUCACAGACUGGUUGGGGGACAGUCGAUGGCUUCGGCCAACGGGCACUUCCUGAUCCGGCGGUUCAUAAAAAACAGGGCUGGAGUAGUAGUGGUCGUUCUUUCCCGGGGUCUAAUUCCUUCCCAACUACCAUCUCAACUAUCCUCUACCCUCCAUCCUAACUACGCUGAUCCUUGAUGGAGACCAAGAACCCCUGCUCGACUGGGGGUGGUCUUCACCCUCCGGACACCAUGAAGAUCCCACGACUAUAUCAGGCCGAGCUGUUGGAGGAAGCAAAGAAGAGGAACAUCAUCAUCCGUGCCGACACCGGGACCGGGAAGACUUUCGUGGCGCUGAGCUUGAUCACCUGGAUUGCCGCCCAGAGCCCGGCAAACCAUGAUGAUCAUCGGAUCCAAGCCUUCCUCGCCCCCACCCGCCCGCUGGCUCACCAACAGGCCGAAUACAUCCAGAAGCACUGCACCCUUCGCGUCAAAGCCUACACUGGCGACCUCCAGCCUGAGCUGUGGAAUAUCGACAAAUGGCAUUCAGAGCUGAACGAGGUGGACGUCAUAGUCUCUACUGCCCAGAUAUUUUAUGAUUUGAUCUCGAAAGGAUACUGGAAAUUAGAAGAUGUGUCGUUAUUAAUAUUCGAUGAGGCACACCACUGUCGCAAAAAUCACAUCUACAACCAAAUCAUGAGAAGUCAUUAUCAUCGCUUGGCCAAAGAUCCUACCGUGCGUCUACCCAAGAUACUAGGACUUACAGCAUCGCCCAUCUGGAACUACAAGGAUUUGGAAAGAGCAGACAGCGAUAUCAAGAGUCUCCAGUCUGCCCUCGCUGCUCAAAUUUAUGAAGUGAAGACACACACCGAAGAUGUUUGCCAGCAUAACUUCAAACCCAACGAAAAGGUCGUAUAUUUCGAGCCUUCGCCUGAAUUCGAAAAAAAUUCUCAUCCUCCAUGGGACCAGAUUAACCAAUUGCUCAGCCUGCAUGCCAGUCCUAAAAUGAUUGCUGCCAUGGAAUCGGUCUCUUUGGAGUUGGGGACCUACGCGCACUCGUUGGCUGUGCUCGACUGGCUCAAAUCCCUGUUGACUGUCGGCGCCUCAAAUCAGGCAAUGCCCGGGCGCCUGCUAGAUCCAAACAAACAAAAACAAAUCCGAGAGGUGAUUCAGGAACUCGAGGAGCUUGUGAACAUCGACGAUAUACCCGAGACCCAGUUUUCUUCCAAGGUCGCUGUCUUAAACAAGAUCCUCGUCAGUUAUAAGGAAAAAGACAACCACGACAACUUUCUCUGUAUCGUGUUUGUCGAACGCAGGCAACACGCCCAACUAUUGCCUUUUCUGUUGGAGCGCAAUGCCCAGCUGAAAGGCUUCCUUCGUCCGACAGCCUUGACUGGCCACGCUGGAGGCAAUGUGAACGACUUGAUUGGGAUCAAGAUGGACUCGAGAACUCAAAACAAAGCGGUUGCAAAAUUCAGAACCGGCGAAUAUAAUUUGACAAUCGCAACCAGUGUGGCCGAAGAGGGUCUGGAUUUUCGCUCAUGCAGGGUCGUCAUUCGAUUUGAUCUGAUAACCACUUGGAAAGGCUACAUUCAAUCUCGUGGACGAGCUCGAGCGCGCGAAUCUGACUACAUCGUCAUGCUACCCAACGGCACAACAAACAAAUAUUUAGAGUUCACUGGAAAAGAAGAGCAGCUCAAAGCGGCACUUUACAAUCGUCCGGAGGAUGAGCUCAUCGAAGAAGGUGAAGAGGAGUGGACACCUCAAUUAAUUUGCCAACUUGCUGGUGGAAAGGAAUCAAUCUUGACUUACAGUGCGGCGACUAGUCUUUUGAAUGACGUCUGCCAACUGAUUCCACCCGAUGAAUUUCUUCCGGUCGUUGCACCACAAUAUGAGAUCACGUGGUUGGGAGAUAAUUUCCAAUGCCAAGUAACGCUACCCCCUAUGGCUGCUCUUCAUCCGUCCCAGCGCACCUUUACCGGCCUGGCGAUGGCGACGAAGAAAGACGCGAAACGGUCGGCCGCUUUCGAGGCCUGCAAAGUCUUGCGGGAACUGGAUGUUCUCAACCAACAUUUCCUACCUCAGCGAGAAGGUAAGUCCGCUCAAAUUUGCGACGCCGAUGGUAGAGAAAUCGAGGCUACCCCAUUAUCAGAUCAGGUCGAAGCAAUCAUCCCGAACGUCUAUGGCGAUUUCCGGACAUCAACAGAAAUCUGGCUCCACAAAUUCUCUUUCCCGGAUGAUAGUCCAGACGGAUUUUCAACGAUGGGACUCCUGUGUGCUCGUCAUCUGACCGUCCCCGAUGGCUUGCAGUUAUUUGAUCACUACACAGACAGCAGACCCCUCCCCAUCACAAUCGAACAGAGUAAGAGAAUACAAUGGGGGCAGGAUGAUGCACCCACCAAUCUGCAGAGAUUAGAGACAUUUUCUCGAGUGGUCAUGCAAGCCGCUAUAAAUCGAAAGGCGUACGAAGGAAAACUAUAUUUCCUUGUCGCUCCGCUUCUUAGGGACACGUGUGAGAUCGAUUGGAAUCUUGUGGACACUCCAAUGAUUCCGCUUUCUGAUACUGCAGACAGCUUGCGUUACCAGAAUACCAUCGCCCCCAUCCGACACCUGCAUUACAGAAUAUUCGAUACGUGCGAACCUGCUGGAGAUAUCUCUGAGGCUUCUCCACCUCAGUCCGUGCCAGCUUGUCCGAGCAUGCGAGAUUUUUGUAAAAAAAUCUCCAAAUUUCAUAAUCUCGGUCACUUUUACAAGGUAGUUUAUGACCUGAAGGAAGAACAAUUCCAGGGAGAGUUAGUCUAUCUUGAAACUACCUUUCAUGUCUUGAACAAUCUCUCGAAGUCCGAAUCAACUGUGGUACAGCCUCAUCGAAUCUUAUUACCCUUGAAGCUUUGUAAAGGAACACACAUCCCACGUUCGAUGUGGAAAGUGUUCAGUUAUCUACCGUCCCUUACUCGUCUGUUGCACGAUUCACUUCAGGCGACUACUCUCUUCAAACGACUCGAUUUCCCAACGAUUUCGCUGCUACAUGGAAUUCAAGCACUGACUCCACCUGGUGGUGGUGUUCCUUGGGACUACCAAACCCUCGAGACUUUGGGCGAUGCAUUCCUCAAGUUAGCCACCUCGGUUCACGUCUAUCUGAGUCAUCUGAAAAAGGGCGAAGGCGAUAUGAGUCAUGUGCGAUCCAGAUCGGUCGAUAACGCAUACCUGCGACGGAAAGCGAUCCAGGCUAAUCUUCCCGCCUCCAUCCUCAGUCAACGUUUUCGAACAGACCGAUUCAGAGACCCUCAAACCGAAGACGGCAAGGAGCUUCCCAACGGGAAUUUUUCCAGAAAGAUCCCGAAGCGGGUCUUAUCCGACGUCGUUGAGGCCCUGCUGGGCGCUGGUUUCCUGACUGGUGGGAUCGAACUUGGCUUAAAAAUCGGAACGGCUCUGGAUCUCUGCUUUGGAGGUACUGCACCCUGGAGCGAACGACCUGUGAAUAUCGGUUUGGAGAGCAUCACUCAUGACGCGCUCGAGCCAUCAACCCUCCUCAAAUGCCAAGCGCUCGAAGAGAAGAUUGGCUACGUCUUCAAAGAGAAAUUAUUGUUGGUUCAAGCUCUAACUCACCGGAGCGCGAACUCGUUCAUGACGAACUGCUACGAGAGGGAAGAAUGGCUUGGAGAUGCGGUGAUUGACAUGUGGAUCGUCGAACAUGCCUACAAACGCUUCGACCAUGCGACUGCGGAAGAAUUGACUCUUGCCCGAGCCAAGGUGGUCUCUAAUGGCAGUCUGGGCUUCUUGGCACUCAAAAAAUUAGGUCUGCAAGAGAUCAUCAUGCAUGCGUCCGAGAACUUUGAACAAGCCUGUACCGAGGCCAUCGAAGCCAUCAAGCCUUUUGCGAAGAUAGAGGAGUACUUUUCAACCAUUGAUAAUCUCUUCGUGGUCUUCGAUCCGCCCAAAAUAUUGAACGAUGUCUUGGAAGCCAUCGUUGGUGCGGUGUUUGUCGAUAGCGGCUUCAACCUCCAAUCCGCCUAUCGAACGUUAGACAUCAUCUUUGAAGAUGUUAUCCCAGGCUUGUCUCGGCUCGUUGCUCGCGACCCGUUGUCCACAAUGUUGAGACUCCGUGACCAAUACCAAUGUGCAGAGCUGCGUCGAAUAUCAACGACGAUCAGAGAACCCAAUCCAAACGGAGAGACCAAAGAUCCGAUCUCAGUCAAGGUCUGUCGAAUCGAGUUACAUGGCCAAGAGAUCGCGAGUGGUCGACACAAGAGUUCGGCAAGUGUGGCCGAACAGAGGGCUUCACUCGAAGCGCUCAAAGUCUUGCAGGAACCACCCUCCGAAAGUCCCACAUCCCAUUCGGUGUGGUCGACAUGUCAAUGCAAGACGCUUGCCGUGGCCGCAACAACGUUGGCUUCAUCAAACCUGGCUAAAAGCAAGAAAAAUAAGAAGAGGAAGGCAGUCACAACACUCGACAAAGUCUCACCAGCUAAAGUUCCCAAGAAAGAGGAUCCUCCAACCACUGUUCAAUCGGAAGAAUCGACAAAGAUGGACAGUGUUAUCGCAAGCAAGGCUGAAAAUAUGACAUUGCAAAGGGCUUAAGAUUUGUACAAUAGAGAGAAAAAAAAUCACAGACAUACAAAUACUAACAAAUAUGUAAGCGCUGACAAUUGAGAUGUUAUGUAGCUUUGCAAGCUACUCCAUUAUUAGUGGGGUUUAAAGUUGGUGCAUAAAUGUAUCAACACAAAUUCAGAAAUUAUUUUUUUACAGAACCACUUACAUAAUCCAUGUUUCAAUUCAUUUAUGAACACAAAUUUAUUCAUGAAUCUAUGU